Molecule: messenger RNA, 2185 nt
Organism: Polyodon spathula (Mississippi paddlefish)
Lineage: Eukaryota; Metazoa; Chordata; Actinopteri; Acipenseriformes; Polyodontidae
Gene: ptpa
Product: protein phosphatase 2 phosphatase activator
Exons: 10
Coding region: 192-1166 (324 amino acids)
Biological process (GO): mitotic spindle organization
Cellular component (GO): protein phosphatase type 2A complex; nucleus; cytoplasm
Molecular function (GO): protein tyrosine phosphatase activator activity; peptidyl-prolyl cis-trans isomerase activity
Source: RefSeq, a predicted model, not a curated record
UGUUUACGUUCACGUUUCGCAAGCAAACUUAAAACGAUGCGUAAAAAAUCCGCCAGUCCACAAAGGAGAAGUGUUUUAAAUCAAUUACGUGCGAACAAAAUUGCGUGUGCGCGUUUUAUUUGUAAUUAGUGUGGGUGUGAAUGUGAAAGGUGAAAGGUGCUGUUGUGGGUUGGUUAACCCUCUCAUGAAACAUGGCCCAGGCCGAGCAGCAGGCAGGCUCCUCUCCCGAAGAUGGCGUGCCACACCUCCCUGCCAGCCUCAGCUUCAUGGUCCCCAAGAAGGAGAUCCACAUGGUGCCCGACAUGGGCAAGUGGAAACGCUCGCAGGCGUAUGCUGAUUACAUUGGCUUCAUCCUGACUCUGAAUGAAGCGGUGAAGGGGAAGAAGCUCACGUGUGAUUAUAAAGUGUCAGAGAGUAUAGAGAAUCUGCUGGCUCUGCUCAAUACCCUGGACCGGUGGAUCGAUGAGACCCCUCCCAUAGACCAGCCCUCUCGGUUUGGGAACAAAGCCUUCCGGCUGUGGUACGCCAAGCUGGAUCGGGAGGCUGAGAAUCUGUUGCGCUCGGUGAUCCCUCCGGCACUCGAUGCUGCUGUCCCAGAGGUAGCGCUGUAUUUGAAGGAAGCUGUUGGGAACUCUACCAGGAUAGACUACGGGACAGGGCACGAAGCUGCCUUUGCAGCUUUCCUGUGCUGCCUGUGUAAGAUCGGGGUGCUGAGGGUGGAUGACCAGCUCGCCAUCGUCUUCAAAGUGUUUGACAGGUACCUGAAGUUGAUGCGCAAGCUGCAGAAGACGUACCGGAUGGAGCCGGCGGGCAGCCAGGGGGUCUGGGGGCUGGACGACUUCCAGUUCCUACCCUUCAUCUGGGGCAGCGCCCAACUCGUAGAUCAACCGACUCUGGAGCCCCGGCACUUUGUUGAUGAGAAGAUAGUAAACGAACACCACAAAGAUUACAUGUUUAUGGAGUGCAUCAAGUUCAUUAACGAGAUGAAGACGGGCCCGUUCGCUGAGCACUCCAACCAGCUGUGGAACAUCAGCGCCGUCCCCACCUGGUCCAAAGUCAAUCAGGGACUCAUCCGAAUGUACAAGGCAGAGUGCCUUGAAAAGUUCCCCGUGAUCCAGCACUUCAAGUUCGGCAGCCUGCUCUCUAUUCUGUCAGUCAAGCCCUGAGAAAAGCACAUCGAUAGAUAAAUAGUCAAUAAGUGAAUGGAUGAAUUGCAGAGCCUUUGUUUUGCCGGGCUUCUACAGUGAAGACGCUGUAAAUUAGAAUUCCCUUCCCCACAUGUCUCGCAGUGUAAACUUCUGCAUACUUCAGUGCAGCCUCGUUUGGUUUCACUUCUACAAUUUGUAUUGAGUAACACAGAACUGGGAUGGCAAAACCUCCUAGCAGAAUAGAACGGUGUAAAUAGUUUAGGGGAAUGAAAAGUAAGAAAAUAGAUUUAUUGUUAUUAUUUCUUUGUAUGCAUAGCGUGCAGGAGCUAGGAACCGGGGCGUGUGUUAAAGUCUUCAUGCAUUCCCAGGCUGUUCAAAAACCCUUUGCAUCCCAGUGAAGCUGAGGGCUGGAGUUCUUCCACUGCCCACCAGUCCGGUUUUUAAAGCAACUGUAAAGGCAAAUGAGUGGAGAGAAAACUAGAAAGAUGCGUCUGCUUUUUAACAUCCAUUUCUGUUCCCUUUAACCCAUUGCAGCACACUGAUCAGAUCUGCAGUCCGCAGUACUGUGUUAGAAUAGAGCUGCUCACAGCGGCAACAGACGAUUUCAGCUGAAGCCCCUGUUUUGUCAGUCGGUUAAUUCGGCUUCAAAUGAAAGCAUUCGAACAAUUGCAGCGAUUAUGAUGUCUCUAAAAUACUGAUUCUGAUUCCUGGGAAAGAAUUUGGAAUUGGAAUCGAGGGCUUGGAGCUCCAGGGCUGGGAAGGCUGAGAUGAUGGAUUGAAAUCCCAGAGUUACUGGUUAUGUUUCGUCCGUCAGGAGGUGUUAAGAUCUUCACGGUUUUCGCUGAAGGGAGAGGUCCCGCGUGCCCUGUGUGUGUGUGUGUGUGUGUGUGUGUGUGCGCGCGCGCUGUCACUUGCGUAUCAUAUAGUUCUUUUAUUAAUUUUUCCUAAUUUUGUGUUUAAAAAUCAGCACCAGUGUAUUGAGCAUGGCCUGAUAGCAUGUACAUGUGUCAUUACAUUUAAUAAAAAACUUUACAGUG